AUGACUGUCGAUAUUCAGCACUGGACGAUAGAGAAGCCUUGGCUUGAGACACACUGCCUCCUCGGUGAGGGGCCGUUCUAUGAGGAGCAGACGGGCACGCUGCGCUUUGUCGAUAUACGAAAGAAACAGCUACAUUACUUGAAUGUGGCCGAGGGUCCAUCCUCGCUUAGGACAACACAGCUGGAUGUCUGUCCCACAGUCACGGCCAACAUUGCUGGAGUAGAUCCGCAGGACCGCAUCGCCUUGGGCCUCAAGUACGGGCUUGCAGUGCUGGACGUCAAGAAGGGGACUUGGGAACUCAUUCAACCAUUCAACGAGCCCAACAACGAACGCCUGCGGAGCAAUGAUGGCGGCGUGGAUCCUCAUGGACGGUUCUGGAUUGGGACCAUGACAGAUUUUGGGCUGGGACCCUUUCAAGUCGAGGGAGCGCUGUAUCGGAUGGACGCCAAGUCAAAGGAGGUGAUGGUUCCGGACCUGACGAUUCCCAACACGCCUGGUUGGUCUCCUGACAACCGAACGCUGUAUUUUACCCACUCGAACGCGAGGCAGAUCUUUGCCUUUGACUAUGACCUUGAGGCGGGGACGGUGUCGAACAAGCGCCUGUUCUACGAGCACGACGGGCCAGGCGAGCCAGACGGGUUCCGAGUGGACGUGGAUGGAUUCCUCUGGCAGGCGGUGUAUGGAGAGGGUCGCGUGUUGAGGAUCGACCCAACCGGCAAGGUGGUAGGCGAGGUGCGGGUGCCGACAAGGAACACGACGUGCGUGCAGUUCGUGGGAACUGAGCUGGUGAUCACGUCGGCGGCGGACGAGGACGGUGAAGGGACGAGCCGAGAGUAUGGGGGGGCAGUGUUCAAAGUGGACGUUGGGAUCCGGGGGAUUCGACUGAACGAGUUUAAGCUGUAG
Molecule: messenger RNA, 903 nt
Organism: Fusarium keratoplasticum
Lineage: Eukaryota; Fungi; Ascomycota; Sordariomycetes; Hypocreales; Nectriaceae
Product: SGL domain-containing protein
Exons: 2
Coding region: 1-903 (300 amino acids)
Biological process (GO): L-ascorbic acid biosynthetic process
Molecular function (GO): calcium ion binding; gluconolactonase activity
Source: RefSeq, a predicted model, not a curated record